This is a messenger RNA of Arabidopsis arenosa, 2213 nucleotides long. The record is from the annotation of a GenBank genome assembly. NCBI's taxonomy places the organism in Eukaryota, Viridiplantae, Streptophyta, Magnoliopsida, Brassicales, Brassicaceae.
AAAUACAAACAUAUCUUCGUCUUCGUCUUCCUCCUCUAACCUCCACUUUCACAUGACGCACCACCGCAUCACCACCUACUUCAAUGGCGGAUCCGCCUCCAUCUUCCUCCUCCUCCUCCUACUCACCACCACCACUUCCUCCUCUUCUCCACCAAUCCCAGGCCUAGACACUUUCUUAACAAACCAAUAUCGUCUCGACCCAAAAUCAUCAAACGACUCAUUCACAUCACUCUCCUCCUCUCUCAAACGAUCUCUGUCUUCUUCAUCAAUCCACUUCUCAUCACUCUCCAAAUCUCUCCUCUCUCUCUCAAUCUCAAUCCCACUCAACGUCCGUUUCAUCGGAGACUCCUUUCCUUCCUCCGCCGCUUCAACUCUCUCCGAAUUCAUCUCCGCCGCCGUAACUAACGACAACUUCCAUGUAAUCUCUCCGUCUCCAGAUUCAUCAACAAAUCACAAACUCGUUAUCUCUCACUCUCUCCACCUCGUCGCAUCUCUAUCUCCCCAAUCUCUCUCUACCAGACUCGAUUCAACUUUGAAAACCCUAAUUUCAAGCACGACUUCAUCUCUCAGAUCUAAUCUCCUCUCGAUCCAAUACAAUCCCAUAGAUGAGAUUAUAAAGCAAGAGUAUGAGAAAGAGAAGCAUGGAGAUGGUGGAGUUUACAUUUACUUGAUCUCUUUAGGCUCUCAAGCUAAACCUUAUGCUUAUAGUUACUCUCAUGGUGAUUCAUCAGCUGGGUUUACGAAAUGUUUGGGUAGUAUUUGGACUGGUAAAGAACGUUAUCUAUGGAUUGAUCUCUCUGCUGGUCCUGUUGAUUAUGGUCCUGCGUUAUCUGGUGAUGGUGUUUUACCUAGAGGUGAGUUUCAUCCUUUAGCUGCUUUUCAUGGUCGUCCUAAAUCAGAAAAAGCUUUACUUGCGGAUUUAGCUUCGUUAGUGUAUAAUGCUUAUCAGGUUUUGAUUGUUCCUUCUUUGAGAAUCCCUGUGUACUUUGAAGAUACGUUAGUGGUUCAGUUGAUUCAUGUGUAUGGGUCGGAGGUUAAGGAUUCAAGUGGGUUAGAUUGGGAGUUUGUGAAGAGAACGUUUAUGGAUGAAGCUGAGAAUGGUGGGUUGUUGUUAGGAGAACAGAAGUUGAGUUUUAAGAGUUAUAGUGUGAAUUAUAGAGAAUGUCCGAUUUGUUCGUUUGCGGUAUCUCGUGGGAUGAAUUCAUAUACGUCUAGGUUUUUGUUUGAUAACUAUACGCUGAUUGUGAGUGAGUAUUUGGAUUCUAAGCAUAUGCAUCGGGCUUUGACUGAUUCAGCUGAGGAGUUGAGGAGAGUUGCGGGGAUUGUUGAAGAAGAAGGAAAUGAGUUUGCUAGGGUUUUACCGGUUUAUGUGUUUGAUUUGGAUAUCAAUACGCCUUUGUUGCUUGAUCGGUAUCAUCAGUCUGUUGCUUUUAGAGAUAUGGUUAUUGCUGUUAGAACUAGAGGAACUCAAACCGUGAGUGAUUAUACCUGCAAUGGGCGUCAUGUGUUUGUUCAUACGAGAGACUUAGAACGACCUCUCGUCGGUUCCAUUUUACAGAGUAUGUGGGGUGUGUCUUCUACUCAUUUGACUUGGAGCCCGAGACAUAACACAACUCUAGUUGAUUACACAUGGAGCAUUGGGCAAACACCGUUUGGACCUUUCUCUGAUAUAUCGUCUCUAUCAUUUGUUCAGAAAGACGCUGCUAAGAGAAACGUUCUGUUGACAUCGUUGAACACAACUAUCACAAGUGCAAUCGAUGUUAUUGAUUCCGCGGUUGCUUAUGGAGGAGAUGUGAUCCUACGGAAACAGAAUCGACACUCUGAGUUCAUGCAAAGGUGGAAUCUUUUGCAGUACAAACUGGAUAAAACGGUUUCUGCUCUAUCGCACAAUGAGUUCGAGAUGGCUUUGUACUACCUGAGAUCAGCAGCGCACGACUUGUACUCAGUGCAUUCAGUAGUGUACCUUGCGUCACAACAGGUAGAAGCCACUCUCAACUGUUUCAAAGAUCCUCCGUUCCCAUGGGGAACUGUUUCAGUGUCGGGAUUUGGGUUAAUGGCUUUGGGUUACGUGUACUCGAAAAGAGAUAGACUCUUCAGGAGCAAAAGAAAACAGUUCUGAAGAAUUCAGGCAGUGCAGGGUAAUUUAUUAUAGUCACAUUGGAUAAAAGUCUUACUAGUUUGGUUUUUGAGGUUAAUACAGCAUGUACUAUUAU